Messenger RNA from Salvia hispanica, 984 nucleotides. RefSeq lists its product as uncharacterized. Lineage: Eukaryota; Viridiplantae; Streptophyta; Magnoliopsida; Lamiales; Lamiaceae. The record is from RefSeq and is a predicted model, not a curated record.
AAUCGUGACCAUUCAUUCAAAUCAUGAUUGCCUCUAUGCGAUGCCCUCUUCCUGUUUGCUCUUCUUCUCCCUCCGCCAAUUCAUUCAAAUCAACACCUUGUAUCGUUGCAUUUGCUGGUAGCAAUCGCAAGAAAUCAAGCAGAUUGAAGGUGAAAGCUACUGCGGCCCAGCAAGAAGAGGAUUUCCAAGUCCUGACAGCCAUCCAGACCAGAUACAACAACGUAGUAAUUGUUGAUACAACUGAAUCAAGGCUUCUUCUUCUCGACUCAACUCAUAAUGUGCAUAGCAUGCUUAACAAAGAGACCAAAUGGACAGAUUCCUAUUGGGAUGAGUUUAGUGCAUUGCCACCUGUGGUUCCUCCGGGCCCUAUUGCAAUCUUUGGCUUGGGCGGAGGAACGGCUGCACAUUUGAUGCUUGAUUUGUGGCCAUCGUUGCAGAUUCAUGGCUGGGAGAUAGAUGAAAUUUUGAUACAUUUGUCCAGAGAAUAUUUUGGACUGUCCGACUUGGAGAAGCAAACUAGAGAGGGUGGACUGCUUACUACUCACAUCGGUGAUGUUUUUUCUCCCGAAGCUGCUAUUUCGGGAGGAUAUGCAGGCAUCGUUGUUGAUCUGUUUGCAGAGGGAAAGGUUUUGCCAGAGUUAGAACAGGCUGCUACUUGGUUACAACUAUCUGAGAAAUUGAUGCCUGGAGGCCGCUUCAUGGUAAACUGUGGUGCGGGUGAAGGUGAAGCGGUUUCUCGAGAUAAUGAAACUUGGAAGCUGAAUGCAGCAAUUAGGGCCAUGUGUGAAGCAUUUCCUGGUCAAGUGAAUUGGAAGAAGAUGCCAAAGGGUUCAGGAGAAAACUAUAUGGCUUUGACAGGGGUUUUGCCAGAUUUGAGUGCCUGGUCUGCUACUCUCCCUUACCCGCUCAAUUCAAGCAUCAAUCCAUGGAAGACAUGUACCUGAAGAGAGACAAGUUCUUAUAAUUCAUCUUUCAUUUUCUAUA